AUGGAAAGCAGAGAGGAGAUGGUGAUGCUGGCGGAGGGAGGUCAGCUGGGCAAGAACGGCUCUAAUUUGUCAGGAGCCAUCGGGAGCCCAGUGCGAGAACCGCAGGGGAAGCCGGGACAUGGUGGCUGUCUGAGCCCCGGCGCUGCGCCCUACUCCCGGGACAGAGCGGAGGUGGUGAUGGAGGAGAGCGCACGGAGGAAUAUGUGCGCCGAUAUGAGGCCAGUUGGCACGUCUUCCUCCGGAGACAGACACCGGAGUGAUCAUCCCCACAAAGACGGCAGCAGCUCAGACACCGAGUCGGACUUCUACGAGGAAAUUGAUGUGAGCUGCACGCCUGAAAGCAUGGACUACCCCACAGCUAAAGGUCGGAAUGGGGAUUCUCCAGGUCACCCGAGUGAGACUGGUGCUGACUCGGGGAACAUCGUCCCGGGUCCGGGCUCUCUGUCCUACGCAGCGGAUCAGAUUCGCAGGUACCGGACAGCAUUCACCCGGGAGCAAAUCGCACGGCUGGAGAAGGAGUUUUACCGGGAGAACUACGUGUCCAGGCCGCGGAGAUGCGAACUGGCGGCCGCCUUAAAUCUACCUGAAACCACAAUCAAGGUGUGGUUUCAGAAUCGCAGGAUGAAAGACAAGCGUCAGCGUCUGGCCAUGACGUGGCCUCACCCCGCAGACCCAGCCUUCUACACCUACAUGAUGAGCCACGCGGCGGCCACGGGGAACCUGCCCUACCCCUUCCCAUCCCACCUGCCUCUACCUUACUACUCCCACCUGGGUGUCGGAGCCGGCUCGGCUCCGGCCGCCACCCCUUUCUCCAACCCCCUGCGCUCCCUCGACAGCUUCCGGAUGCUGUCUCACCCGUACCAGAGGCCGGACCUCCUGUGCGCCUUCAGACACCCCUCCCUGUACCCGGGGCCGACCCACGGCCUCGGUCCCGGUGGUAGCCCCUGCUCCUGCCUGGCCUGUCACUCAAGUCAAACCAACGGCAUCUCAACCAGGCCCACCGGCUCGGACUUCGCUUGCUCCCCAACUAGCAGGACUGACGCUUUUGUCACUUUCACGCCUUCAGUGCUCAGCAAAUCCUCAUCUGUGACAUUAGACCAGAGGGAAGAAGUGCCUCUGACCAGAUAA
This is a messenger RNA of Centropristis striata (black sea bass), 1128 nucleotides long. RefSeq names its product even-skipped homeobox 1 (gene evx1). Lineage: Eukaryota; Metazoa; Chordata; Actinopteri; Perciformes; Serranidae. Bases 1 to 1128 code for a protein of 375 amino acids. The transcript is spliced from 3 exons. Gene Ontology annotation, molecular function: RNA polymerase II cis-regulatory region sequence-specific DNA binding; DNA-binding transcription factor activity, RNA polymerase II-specific. Gene Ontology annotation, biological process: regulation of transcription by RNA polymerase II. Gene Ontology annotation, cellular component: nucleus. The record is from RefSeq and is a predicted model, not a curated record.